Messenger RNA from Penicillium alfredii, 1932 nucleotides. Its product is annotated as TLD domain-containing protein. NCBI's taxonomy places the organism in Eukaryota, Fungi, Ascomycota, Eurotiomycetes, Eurotiales, Aspergillaceae. Bases 1 to 1932 code for a protein of 643 amino acids. The record is from RefSeq and is a predicted model, not a curated record. The transcript is spliced from 2 exons.
AUGGGUGCCGGCCAGUCAACUGAAUAUGCUGGAUCAUCACCAGAGGAAUUGAGCUACGUGCUCGCGGACCGUUUCGCUACGACAUGUUUCACACCACUGGAGCUGACUCACUUCAAGGACAAUUUCUUUUCUCGCGCCGCAAACCAAGGCGGCCUGAGAUACUGGAAUGAAAAGAUCCUGUCAGAUUUCUUGGGCAUCCCCGAUGGCAGCUACUCAUCCGCGCAUCAGCACCCUUUGGAUGCGGGCCCUGUUGUUUUUCGCAUGGUCUCGUACCUGGGCGCAUUUCCAUUUCAAAACACCUUGGCGCCAAGCGUGUUGAAUUUCGAGGCUAUGGUUAAGGUGGUUGUGCUGCUGACCGAGCGGUAUGGGAGGGUGCUGAGACGGGGACGCAAGGACCGCAUCAAGUUGCUGUUCGGCAGUCUGGCUGAUGUUGGGAGAAAACAACCUGUGCAUGCCCCAGACCAAGACACCCAAAAGGGCAAUGAGGAACCCGCCGCUCAAGAAGCCGAGGCUGCUGCCGUUCAGUCUCAUGCCCCCGGGUUCUCUAUUGAUGCGCCGGUGAACGACGAGUACGACGAAGACGAGGACGACGAUCUUGCUCUGGCGGCAUUGGAGUCUCUGGACGCAAUUGAAGUCUUUAAACACGAUCAUCGCGUUGACCGCACGGUCUACGAAACCCGCAUUUCUGUUGAUACCCUCCGUCGUCUACUCAUGCUGCUCCUUGUGAUCGCGCCGCUGAAGCCUCUUGAAUCCGUGAAAAUAUACACUUCUGAUCUGGAUGCCGAGCGGAUGGAGGCCAUUAAAAAAGAGGCUGACAGCAUCCUCGCGGCAUUUUCACAAGAGGAGCACGAUGGCGGGAUUUCUUACCGGUCAUUCGCAAGAACGAUAUAUUCGUCUUUAACGUACCUCUUUGAUCCGUUGACGCCUUUAUUCGAGCAUCUUUUGUUCAGCAAGAACCUAGAUCUCUCUCAAAAGCGAAAGAGAGGUGCCGUUGCUGAAGAAGAAAAUGGCGAGAAAGCCGAAGAGACUCCAUCACCAGUGCUCGUCACGCUCCCGGGUAGCUUCGAGUCAAGCAUAUUAAACUCGACCCUUACUUCUCAUCUUUCAUUCUUCCUUCCGUCUACCUCUUCUUCACUCAAUCUCUUCCGAAGCGGUGUCCGCCUCCACCCGGUGUUCUCUACCACAGCCCACGGUUCAUCACUAACCUCUUUCUCCCACCAUGUUUUAACCUGGCAAUCCGCCACCCUCUUGAUUCUUCAAGGUGCACCAGCAAAUUCGUCUGGCAACGACCUCGUGACAUUGGGCGCCUACAUUCCCCAGACCUGGAAGUCCUCUUCCAGUCAUAGUACCGCCUCAAACCAGGGCUCGGACUCCCUGCCCUGUCUUUUCCAGCUCUCUCCAUCACACCUACUCCUCCCAGGGAACCCAUCCCCAUCCAUCCAAAAGCAAUGCAACACCCCCGCAGCAUACUUCUCAAACCAUUCCGGCAUAGCUAUCGGCUGCCAGAUCCCUCCCCCAUCACGCAGCCACCACGCCCACCCCACCCCACACGGCGCCGGAAGCCUUCUAAUCGACGUAAACCUCGAGACAGCCGAGUUUCAUGCCGCCCCCAUCGGUAAAGAAGGGGUCUUCCUACCUCCUGGGACCGCAUCCCCGGAAGAUACCCCGACCAAGACCCGUCUCGAUCUCUAUACCCUCGAGAUUUGGGGUAUAGUCCCUGACCCAGAACUGGCCGCGUCCACAGACCCAAGCUCGACCGCGGUCGAGAUGCAACGCGCCAAGUGGGACUUCGAAUCCCGCGAGGCUGAACGGCGUCGCAAUAUCAACCUGAAGGCCGGCGCCGGUGACUCGGCUCAGGAAAGUGCGCGUUGGCUUUUGGAGACGGCAGGUAUAAUUGGGGACCAGGGGCAGCAUUCUGGUGGCAGUGUUUGA